Molecule: messenger RNA, 1005 nt
Organism: Onychostoma macrolepis
Lineage: Eukaryota; Metazoa; Chordata; Actinopteri; Cypriniformes; Cyprinidae
Product: olfactory receptor 1468-like
Exons: 1
Coding region: 7-1005 (332 amino acids)
Biological process (GO): G protein-coupled receptor signaling pathway
Cellular component (GO): membrane
Molecular function (GO): G protein-coupled receptor activity; olfactory receptor activity
Source: RefSeq, a predicted model, not a curated record
GGUAUCAUGAGCUCCAUGCAGUCAAACUCCUCUGCAAAUGUGACCUUUGUUCGUCCUGCAACUUUUUUCAUCAAUGGUUUUUUUAAUGUCCCACAUGCAAAAUACUACUAUGUGUUUUUGUCUUUAGUGUAUGUUGUGACUGUUUUAGGGAAUUCAUUUAUCAUGUGUAUCAUUUAUUUGGCCCACAGACUCCACACAGCCAAAUACAUUGCUGUUUUUCAUCUAGCGCUUUCUGAUUUGUGUGGAAGCUCAGCUUUGAUUCCCAAACUCAUAGACAUGUUUUUAUUCGAGCACCAGGACAUUUCAUAUGAAGCAUGUUUGGCAAAUAUGUUUUUUGUUUUUCAUUUCAUGAAUCUGCAGUCUUUGACACUACUCGCUUUGGCUUAUGACAGACUGGUUGCUAUUUGUUUUCCUCUUCAGUAUCAUGCCAUUGUAACCAAACAAGCCAUGUUUCUGAUCAUAGGGGUGAUGUGGAUUUUUUCUGUCACUUUUAUUGCUUCAAUGGUGAGUUUGAUCACAAGACUCUCUAUUUGUAGAUCUAACAUAGUCAAUAGUUAUUUUUGUGAUCAUGGCCCUAUUUAUAGACUAGCUUGUAAUGAUAAUAAUAUAAAUAUUAUCAUGGCAAACAUUUGUUUUGGUCUCCUCGUAUGUAUGCCACUGAUAUUGAUAAUCAUAUCAUAUUUCUGCAUUGCCUUAGUUUUGCUUAAGAUUGCUCAUGGAGUUGACAGGAUCAAAGCCAUGAAAACCUGCACCUCACAUUUCAUAUUGGUGGCAAUUUUUUAUGUGCCACUUUUAGGUAUUAAUAUUGCAGCUUUAGCAACAUUUAUCCAUCCAAACGCCCGGAUAAUUAACAAUUCCCUGACACAGACAAUACCACCUAUGCUGAAUCCCAUCAUAUACACUCUAAAGACAGAGGAGGUCAUGCAAUCCAUAAAAGAACUAUAUAAAUGCAACAAGGUGAACACUAUAAUACAGAGAAAAAGGUUAAAUGUAAAGGGGUAUUAA